This is a messenger RNA of Miscanthus lutarioriparius, 1470 nucleotides long. The record is from the annotation of a GenBank genome assembly. NCBI's taxonomy places the organism in Eukaryota, Viridiplantae, Streptophyta, Magnoliopsida, Poales, Poaceae.
AUGGUAGUAGCGCUGAUCCGAGACUCUCAUCCGGCCAAGUUGUUCCAGGGGAGUUUGUGGGUUUCUGGAAUUUCUCCAGAUUACUGCAACCAUAGUUUUCUGUUUGAACCUUCUUUAGAAAUAUACAAUAUGGCCGCGGUUGAUACAGCUACCAAGGAGGUGGAGGCGUUGCAUGUGGGACAAAAUGAAGAAACCAAAGCAGAUCUGAUUAAAGAAAGCAAAACUGCAAACAGCAAUGGUGUGGUUCCUGCAGCUCAGUCUUCACCACCGGAGGAUGAUGACGAAGCACAAGCUGAUGAUCCAUCUCAAGAUGGAGCACCAGAAGCUGCAAAGAAGAAAAAGAAGAAAAACAAAUCCAAAAAGAAGAAGGGUCCUCUUCAGCAGACAGAUCCUCCAUCAAUACCUGUUGACGAGCUUUUUCCUUCAGGAGAAUUUCCUGAGGGUGAAAUUCAGCAAUAUAAGGAUGAUAAUUUAUGGAGAACAACUAGUGAGGAAAAGAGGGAGCUCGAACGACUGCAAAAGCCAAUGUACAACUCUGUUCGCCGAGCAGCAGAAGUUCAUAGACAGGUGCGGAAACAUAUGAGGAGCAUUAUUAAGCCUGGAAUGUUAAUGAUUGAUCUAUGCGAAACACUGGAAAACAUGGUCAGGAAACUUAUCAAGGAGAAUGGACUGCAAGCUGGCAUUGCCUUUCCAACUGGAUGCUCCUUGAAUUGGGUCGCAGCUCACUGGACUCCGAAUUCUGGUGACAAAACUGUGCUACAGUAUGAUGAUGUGAUGAAGCUGGAUUUUGGAACACAUAUAGAUGGGUACAUUGUUGAUUGUGCAUUUACUGUUGCAUUCAAUCCAAUGUAUGAUCCAUUGCUUCAAGCAACAAGAGAUGCCACAAAUACAGGGAUCAAGGAAGCUGGAAUAGAUGCACGGCUUUGUGAUGUUGGUGCUGCAAUCCAAGAAGUAAUGGAAUCAUAUGAGGUUGAAAUCAAUGGGAAAGUUUUCCAAGUAAAAAGUAUUCGGAACCUCAAUGGACAUAGCAUUGGGCCAUAUCAGAUCCAUGGUGGAAAAUCAGUUCCGAUUGUGAAAGGUGGAGAACAAACAAAAAUGGAAGAGGGGGAGUUUUAUGCUAUUGAAACUUUUGGGUCUACUGGAAGGGGAUUUGUCCAGGAGGACUUGGAAUGCAGCCAUUACAUGAAGAACUUUGACGUUGGGCAUGUGCCUUUGAGGGUAGCAAAGGCUAAGCAACUACUUGGGACAAUCAACAACAACUUUGGAACACUCGCAUUUUGCCGCCGGUACUUGGACCGCCUUGGCGAGACGAAAUACCUCCUGGCUCUGAAAAAUCUUUGUGAUAGUGGUAUCAUUCAGCCGUAUCCUCCAUUGUGCGACGUGAAAGGGAGCUAUGUCUCGCAGUUUGAGCACACCAUCUUACUCCGGCCAACCUGCAAAGAGGUCAUAUCCAGAGGCGACGACUACUGA